AUGGCAGGCCCCUCAUCAUGCACCGACGCCGGAGAUGGUGGUCGUGCAGUGGAUGAAAAUGGGGCCGUUGAUGAUGAAGAAGCGCCUCUUUUAACAACAGCAGAGUGUCGUAUUUGCCAAGAAGAAGAUUCAGUUGAUACCUUAGAGACACCAUGUGCUUGCAAUGGCAGUCUUAAGUAUGCUCACAGGAAAUGCGUUCAACAUUGGUGCAAUGAAAAGGGUGACAUCACAUGUGAAAUAUGCAAUCAAGCUUACCAACCCGGGUAUACAGCUCCGCCUCCCUGCCCUCGUUUGGAAGAGACUACUAUAGAUAUCGGAGGAGGAUGGCAAAUAUCAGGGACACCUAUGGACUUAAAUGACCCACGUCUCCUUGCAAUUGCUGAAGCUGAACGCCAAUAUCUUGAAGCUGAAUAUGAAGAUUAUAAUGCAUCAAAUGCCAGUGGAGCUGCAUUUUGUCGUUCAGCUGUUCUAAUUUUGAUGGCUCUUCUGCUACUAAGGCAUGCAUUCACAGUGCCGGAAUCUGAAGGGGAUGGAGAUGAAGAUGCAGCUACUUUCUUGACUCUUUUCACGCUUCGGGUUGCUGGAUUUCUUCUGCCGUGCUACAUCAUGGCCUGGGCCAUUAGCAUCUUGCAUCGUAGAAGGCAAAGACAGGAGGCUGCAGCAUUGUCGGCAUCACAGUUUGCUUUUGUAUGGCAAGCAGGACAAAGGCGGGGCCUACACUUUGCAAUUGCCUCAGCGCCACCACCAGCAGCCGCUGCCACUCCCGCUGUGGCUCCACAGGAGGACAUUGUUUGAUCAUUAAUUUAAUUACUACCAAAAAGCCAAUCGGGGGGAAGUAAUAUACUACUCCAAAUAACACAUUGUUGUAACAGUUUGUUUUACUACUC
Messenger RNA from Lactuca virosa, 887 nucleotides. The record is from the annotation of a GenBank genome assembly. Lineage: Eukaryota; Viridiplantae; Streptophyta; Magnoliopsida; Asterales; Asteraceae.